AUGUCAUACAACAAUACACUUCAAUCAAAUAUUUUCUCCAAUCAUCACCAAUUCAUGCAAAUUUGUGAUUAUGACGACAAUGAUGUUGAUGAUGAUAACAAUCAUGAUCAUACUAGUAAUACCAGUCACAACAUGAUCCAUCCAACAUCCAACUGGUUCACACCACAAACUGCACCGAUGAUCUCAUCCAUAUUACCCAUUCCCAAUUCUACCUCCUCCUCCACAGCUCUGAUUCACACUAAUGUGGAUAAUCACAGUGAUUCGCACUCAUUUUCCUCACAAACAGAUCCAUUCCGCUUAGCAUUCGAAACAUCACCUAUUCACACAAACACCAUUCAUCAUUACAAUACGAAUUGUAAUCGUCAUCUUUAUUCUGGUAUACAACAGUACAACUCCUUGUUCAUUCCAUACCACAAUUACAUCAACCAAUGGAACAAUGUGCAGAAGAACAACGUCACACCACCUGUCGACGACAACCACAACACUGUGAAUGUGGCCAAAAUAAAGGGAUUACAUCGCAAUCAUCCACAACGUCGUCAACAUCAUCGUCAUCACCACAAUCACCAUCGCCAUCAACAUCACCAUCAACAAGUACACCAACAACAACAACAACAACAACAAUUCCAAACUCACAAUGUCAAGUCGUGUGAUCUGAUCACAGAAGAUGAACCGAAACCGAAUUUCAGUUAUAUUGGAUUGAUUGCAAAGGCCAUACUCAGUACACAAGAAAGACGUAUGAUAUUGUCAGAAAUCUAUCAAUGGAUUCAACUACGUUAUCCAUAUUUCAGUACACGUGGACCAGGAUGGCGUAAUUCCAUUCGACACAACUUGUCAUUGAAUGAUUGUUUUAUUAAAGUCGAUGGUAAACGCACAUGUGACAAGCCUGUAUUGCUGGUUCCAAAUUCAAUUGCAAGUACCAACCAUACUACUACUGCUACUACUACUACUACCACUACUAAUUCUACUACCAAUAAUAUUAAUAAUACACAUACGACCACCACUAUCAGUACUACCCACGCAACAAACACUAUCAUUCCUCUCAGUAUUCCUAUCUCUGAUCACCAUCCAUUUGAUUGUCAAUAUGUGAAUUCAUCAUGUUCUUCACUCGGUCCUUUAUUCUUCAGAUCUCAUCCACUCUCCACUCAACAUCCAGUCAAUGUCAGUUUCAAUGUGGUCAACUUGAUUGAUCACAAACUCAAUCACAAUGAUCUUGAUCGUGAUUCCGAUCCCACUCGUAAUCAUGAUGAUGAUGAUGAUGACGAGGGUGUUGUUGUUGUUACUGAUGUAAAUAAUGAUGCUACAAUCUCUAAAAUGAUGAAGUCACAACAAUAUCAUGUUCACAAUGAAGGUGAUCAGAAGACUGAUCUUGAUCAGAAUGAAUCACAAGAUGAUGAUGAUGAUGCUGAUGAGGAUAUUAAACUGGAAUUACAUCCAGCAAAACUCACAAUCAAUUAA
This is a messenger RNA of Schistosoma mattheei, 1455 nucleotides long. NCBI's taxonomy places the organism in Eukaryota, Metazoa, Platyhelminthes, Trematoda, Strigeidida, Schistosomatidae. The record is from the annotation of a GenBank genome assembly.